GAUCUUUCAUAAAAUAAAAAGAUGAAGUUUUGAUAGAAAAUAUAAAUUAGAAAUUUAAUCAUUCCAUUGGAUUCAUUGUUUCYUAACGAGAUAAUAUGCCAGGGAGAGUACAAACAACAUAAAUAUGGGCCGUGAUAGCAGGCGUGGUAGACGGUCUGUGUCACCAAGCGACAGAAAUCGUCGUUCUAGAAGUCCUGACAGAAGUAGAAGAAAGAGAUCAAGAAGCAGAGAAAGAGUUAAUUACAGGGAUCAAGAUCGCAAAAGAGAACGAGAUAGAGGAAGAGAUAGAGAAAAAGACAGAGCACGAGAUAAAGAGAGGGACAGAAGAAGGGACAAAAACAGAAGCAAAAAAAGAGGACGUAGYCAUUCRUCAAGCAGUAGCUCAUCAAGUAGAAGYCCAAGCAGCAGCCCCGACAGRARAGAAAAGAAACGCAAGUCUAGAAGUAGAAGUACUGAUCGCAAGAAACGUCGUCACAGUAGAGAAAGAAGAAGAAGGUCCAAAAGUAAAAGUUCAUCAAAGUCCAGAUCAAGGAGUAGAGAAAGAGAAAGCAAAAGUAGUAAAAGCAGCAAAAGAAAUAAAGAUGAAGAUGACACCUCUGAAAAAGACAAGAAGAACAAGGAG
Messenger RNA from Exaiptasia diaphana, 622 nucleotides. RefSeq names its product probable ATP-dependent RNA helicase DDX46. Lineage: Eukaryota; Metazoa; Cnidaria; Anthozoa; Actiniaria; Aiptasiidae. The record is from RefSeq and is a predicted model, not a curated record.